This is a messenger RNA of Penicillium olsonii, 567 nucleotides long. The record is from the annotation of a GenBank genome assembly. NCBI's taxonomy places the organism in Eukaryota, Fungi, Ascomycota, Eurotiomycetes, Eurotiales, Aspergillaceae.
AUGUGCUCAACCGCACCCAAAGUCGCCCUUGCUCCUCGAAGAUGGACGCAGCCCGACAGCGAGUUCUUCAUUUCCAAUGACCCUGCCCUACUAUCAGUGAAGGCAGUCAAUCAAGCCUUCGGGCGCGAAUUUCUAUACUGGGAAAACCAGCUACCUGAUGAAGUCAUGCAUCAGAAACUGUACGGGGCGAUGAGUUUCGGCGUAUACAAGCAGAGCCAGCCCCAGCCCGACUGUGUCCCGAACACUUCGACUACGAAAAGUGUCGAACAAAUUGGACUUGCUCGGAUGAUAACAGAUGGCAUCACGUUUGGAUAUCUCUCAGAUGUCUAUGUGCUCCCUGAAUACCAAGGCUAUGGCCUUGGCGGAUGGCUUAUGAGUUGUGUUGCGGAAGUAUUCUCUCUUGAGAACAUGCCAUAUCUUCGCCGCAUUAUGCUUUUGACGAAUGACGAGCGAAUGCAAAAGUUUUAUCGGCGGGUAUUUGGCAUGGAAGUCAUUGGACAUGAGCGGCGACCUGAUAUUGGGCAGGAUUUGGUCUUUAUGUGUGUUCGGCCAACUGUGAAGUCUUGA